Molecule: messenger RNA, 2421 nt
Organism: Lampris incognitus (smalleye Pacific opah)
Lineage: Eukaryota; Metazoa; Chordata; Actinopteri; Lampriformes; Lampridae
Product: protocadherin beta-16-like
Exons: 1
Coding region: 1-2421 (806 amino acids)
Biological process (GO): homophilic cell-cell adhesion
Cellular component (GO): plasma membrane
Molecular function (GO): calcium ion binding
Source: RefSeq, a predicted model, not a curated record
AUGAAAGACAAAGGAUUUUGGGAGCUAGGCCAUUUCUGUGGCCUCGCUGUUUUAAUUCUGUCGCUGCGUCUUGCUCAUGGAGACUUGAGCUAUUCUGUUCCGGAGGAGAUGAAACACGGGGCAGUUAUUGGAAAUAUCGCCAAGGAUCUGGGACUCGAAGUGAACCGAUUGUCUUCUCGAAAAGCCCGUAUGGACUCAGAGGGGAACCGUAAACGGUACUGUGACAUAAACCUGAGCACCGGGGAUCUGAUCGCAUCGGAGAAGAUGGACAGAGAUAGCCUCUGCGGCAAGAAAGCGUCGUGUGUUUUAAAGGUGGACCUCGUGUUGGAGAAUCCUCUGGAGCUUCAUCGUGUGAUUCUUCAUGUUCUGGAUGUAAACGACAACUCGCCGCAAUUCAAAGAUGAAUUGAUUGAAAUGGAAAUCGGAGAAUCGGCAGAGAAGGGCGCUCGUUUCUCCAUAGAGGAAGCCCACGACGCAGAUAUAGGUCAAAACUCCGUUCAAAGCUACAACUUGCAGAAAAACGACAAUUUUAUUCUGACGGUUGACAACAAUAGAGUUGAACUCGUUCUAGAACACAAACUUGAUCGAGAACGACAGCAAGAAAUGAAUUUGCUGCUCACAGCUCUGGAUGGAGGCUCUCCACAGAGAUCAGGUACUGUAGUGAUACACGUCACUGUACUGGAUGCUAAUGAUAACGCCCCAGUGUUUAGCCAGACUGUAUAUAAAGCCGUUCUGCCUGAAAACUCACCCCUGGAUACUGUUGUGGUCACCGUCACUGCCACAGAUGCCGACGAAGGGAUAAAUGGAGAGGUAACAUACGAUUUCGGACAUGUUUCCAACGAAGAUGAGAAACUAUUUUCAAUUGAUCGCAGAAAAGGGGAAAUUAAACUAAUUGGCUCCAUCGAUUUCGAGGAGGUAAACUCUUUUGAAUUGCGAAUAAAAGCAAGAGAUGGUUUGGGGCUUACGUCAUAUUCAAAGGUUAUAAUAGAUAUCACUGAUGUUAAUGAUAAUGCACCGGUGAUAUAUCUGAAAUCUCUGACUAACCCCCUGCCAGAGGGCGUAUCACCUGGUACAGAGGUUGGCAUCGUUAAUGUGCAGGACAGAGACUCAGAGAAUAACAGACAGGUCCGCUGCUCCGUUCAACAACAUGUCCCAUUUAAGUUGGUUCCCUCCAUCAAAAACUAUUAUUCUCUGGUGACCACUGCUGAACUAGACCGUGAACUAGUGUCUGAUUACAACAUUACAAUCACUGCUACUGAUGAGGGCUCUCCUCCUCUUUCCUCCUCUAAAAGUGUUCACUUAUCUGUAGCUGACGUCAACGACAACCCACCUGGGUUUGAGGAGCAGUCCUAUAACGCCUACGUGACUGAAAACAACAAACCUGGAUCUACUUUAUGUUCCGUUAGUGCCCUAGACCCAGACUGGAGACAAAACGGUACAGUGAUUUAUUCUCUUUUACCUGGGGAGGUGAACGGUGCCCCGGUGUCCUCCUAUCUCUCCGUUAACGGAGACACGGGGCUGAUCCACGCUGUCAGGUCGUUGGAUUAUGAACAGUUCAGGAGCUUUACAGUUCACGUGAUGGCGAGAGACAACGGUUCUCCUCCACUCAGCAGCAACGUGACCGUCAGUGUCUUCAUAACGGAUGUGAAUGACAACUCUCCUCAGAUACUUUACCCCGCCCCGGAGGGACACUCCUUCAUGACUGAACUCGUCCCCAAAGCAGCUCACGGGGGCUCUCUGGUGUCCAAGGUGAUAGCGGUGGAUGCAGACUCCGGACAGAACGCCUGGCUGUCCUAUCAUAUAGUCAAAUCCACUGAUCCGGGACUUUUCACUAUUGGUCUCCACAGUGGAGAGAUCAGGACACAGCGGGACAUUUCUGAAUCUGACAACAUGAAACAGAAUCUUAUUGUGGCAGUGAAAGAUAACGGACAGCCCUCUCUGUCUGCCACCUGUUCCAUGUAUUUACUGAUUUCUGAUAACUUGGCUGAAGUGCCAGAACUGAAAGACAUGUCUUAUGAUGAGACUAACUCCAAACUGACCUCUUAUCUGAUCAUCGCGCUGGUGUCAGUCUCCACCUUUUUCCUGACCUUCAUUAUUGUCAUCCUGAGUGUGAGGUUUUGUCGCAGGAGAAAACCCAGACUGUUGUUUGAUGGAGCGGUGGCCAUCCCCAGUGCUUAUCUGCCUCCUAAUUACGCAGAAGUUGACGGAACAGGAACUUUACGCAGCACUUACAAUUAUGACGCUUAUCUGACAACGGGCUCUAGAACCAGUGACUUCAAGUUUGUGAGAUCUUACAAUGACAACACACUGCCUGCAGACCAGACUUUGAAGAAAAGCAUAAGUGACUUUGCUGAGGUAUUUGGGCAGCCAGCAGAUUCCCAUGAGGUAGGCAGCGAUACAUAUUUUCAAAUAUUUGGUUAA